ACCGCUAUCGACCCUCCAUGACUUUUUUGUAGACUAUGAUAGCUCACUCUCCUCUGUGUGUAACAAUGUAGACCGUUUCAAAUGGAUCGUUUCUGCCGUACGUCGACACGUUUUUCAUUCCACCAGUGCCGCUUUUCCCAACCCUUCACGACUCUUAUGCAAAAUGUCGGUCGAGGAUCACCCCACCACUCCAUGGGCAGAAGAAGACCGUCUCACCACGACGAGUCAACACAGUUCCAGUAGCAGUGAUACUAGUAGUAGCAGUCAUACGGCUUUUUCGAGUCUCAAAGUAGAAGAGGAGGAAGAUCCACUGACGGAUACCACGGAUCCCAUCCUGUAUCGAAAACUGCGAUCAGAAAACUUGUUGAUGCGCUUGGUACAUCAUCAAAAUCUCGAUUUGGAAAACCACGUCUCUGUGAUGCGUUUGUCCAAAGGCGUCUUUGUGCAUCACCAAUGGCAGCCGCUGCCGACGGUUUCUCUCUUUGAGCCUGCUGAGCCUGCUCUCUCUCCUCUCCUUGUGAAGGAGGAAGAGCAAGAAAAAGUACCCAUGGAUACCCAUGCAGCAGCAGCAGCAACACCACACACGCCCACGAUGGCUCCCACACCACCACCACCCCCACCCGCCCACGUGCUCGACAAGGACACGUCUAUACCCUACAGUUAUACAUUCGGUGUACGCUACACCAAUCCUUACACAGACGCCAAAGACAUGGCCGUACGCGGCCGUCUCCCCUUAUGGAUUCAAACACUUUUUCUGUCCGAAUGCGUACGUCAACAAGAAACACAACAGCUCGUCAUUCAACCCCAUACCCCUUAUGCCGGUCUCUUUCCUUUUGCCCCUUCCAUCACCGUCACUUUUCAGCCCGUCUUGGCAACAGCAGCAGCAGCAGAGGGAGAGACCGUCUCUUGGAUCGAACCCGAACUCCUUCUUGCCUACGAAAAAAUCACCAUGGAUCACUUGGAUGCGAGGAUCGACUUGUUUGAUCACGAUCGUCAGCCUGAACAGCAGCAAGAAAGAAAACAUAGAAAAAGAGUGCUAAGCAACAUGCUGAUCUGCCUUAUCCCUGACUCCCUGUGUCAGCCCUUGACCGAUCUCGCUCACCUUUGGGCCGCCAGUCAAGGCAUCUUUGUCUAAAAAAACCAUCAUGUAUAUAGCUAUGUAUAUAAAAAAACUCGUUAUUUAUUCUCUCUCUCUCUCUCUCUCUCUCUCUCUCCCCUCCUCUCCCCUCC
This is a messenger RNA of Mycotypha africana, 1230 nucleotides long. RefSeq lists its product as uncharacterized. Bases 164 to 1135 code for a protein of 323 amino acids. NCBI's taxonomy places the organism in Eukaryota, Fungi, Mucoromycota, Mucoromycetes, Mucorales, Mycotyphaceae. The record is from RefSeq and is a predicted model, not a curated record. The transcript has a single exon.